Helobdella robusta is the source of this 2847-nucleotide messenger RNA. RefSeq lists its product as hypothetical. The transcript has 22 exons. Gene Ontology annotation, biological process: chloride ion homeostasis; chemical synaptic transmission; cell volume homeostasis. Gene Ontology annotation, cellular component: membrane. The annotation marks the transcript as partial. NCBI's taxonomy places the organism in Eukaryota, Metazoa, Annelida, Clitellata, Rhynchobdellida, Glossiphoniidae. Gene Ontology annotation, molecular function: potassium:chloride symporter activity. The record is from RefSeq and is a predicted model, not a curated record.
GCAAAACUGGGAACCGUGUUGGGUGUGUUUUUCCCGUGCAUCCAGAACAUUUUUGGAGUCAUCUUGUUCAUCAGACUGGUGUGGGUGGUCGGUACUGCUGGGUGGGUCGAAGCUUUCAUACUGGCGUUCACUUGCUGCUGCUGCACGAUGACGACAUCGAUAUCGAUGAGUGCCAUAGCGACGAACGGAGUUGUUCCGGGCGGAGGUUCCUACUUCAUGAUAUCGAGAUCUCUCGGACCGGAAUUCGGCGGUGCUGUCGGUAUUUUGUUCUACCUCGGGACGACGGUGGCAUCUUCCAUGUACAUCGUCGGAGCAGUCGAGAUCAUGCUGCAAUACAUGGCUCCAUCGGAGGCUGCCAUCUUCGGUCCGAUCAACAUUCCCGAGAACGCAUACAACGCUUACCGGGUGUACGGUACCGGACUGCUGCUCAUCAUGUUCAUCAUGGUUUUCAUCGGCGUCAAGUUCGUCAGCAAGUUCUCCCCGGUCGCUCUCUUCUGCGUCCUCUUCUCCAUCGUCUGCGUCUACAUCGGGAUCUUCACGGCCAACCCCAGCCGGGGACCCAAAAUCUGUUUCUUGGGACAACGUUUGCUAGCAUUGAAGAAGAUCCAGGACGAGAAUGGAACAAUGCAGUGCAACAAAUUCUCUAAUGGGAGCAUCUUCAAAAUGUACUGUCCCAACACCACCUACGAUGAAAUUGACUCCAGCACCGAUCCGGACUGUAUCUACUUCCGGGAGAACGAAGUGAUUGAGAAACCGGGAAUUCCUGGUUUGGGAAGUGGAAAGUUUAUGGAGAACGCCAUGAGCAGAUACAACAAGGAUGGAGACAGAAUCGGAACUCAAGAAAAAGGCAACCGCGACAAGGGUGACAUCCUGUCUGAUAUUUCAACUUCCUUCAUCGUCCUCAUUGGCAUCUUCUUCCCUUCCGUCACAGGUCUGAUGGCGGGCUCGAACAGGUCAGGUGACUUGGCUGAUGCACAGAAAUCCAUUCCGACUGGCACAAUAGGAGCUGUGGCCAUCACUUCAUUCGUCUAUUUGAGCUGCUUGCUGCUGUUUGGUGCUUGCGUGGAGGGCCAGUUACUGCGGGAUAAGAUUGGUGAGAGCAUGGGCGGUGGCUUGAUAGUGUCCCACCUGGCCUGGCCCAAUCCAUGGGUAAUCGUCAUCGGGUCGUUCUUCUCAACGUGCGGUGCUGGCCUGCAAAGUCUUGUUGGCGCUCCAAGGUUACUGCAGGCAAUCGCCGCGGAUGGCGUGAUUCCAUUUCUGAACCCUUUUGCGGUGACCAAUAAGAAGGGCGAGCCGAAGAGGGCCCUUUACUUGACGGCCACGAUCGCUGAGUGUGGAGUUCUGCUGGCAAACGUUGACUACAUCGCCCCCAUCAUCACUAUGUUCUUCCUGAUGUGCUACUGUUUCACGAACAUGGCCUGCGCCGUGCAGACCAUCCUGAAAAGUCCCAACUGGAGGCCGAGAUUCAAAUUGUACCACUGGUGCUUGUCCUUAUUUGGCGUGACCCUCUGCUUGAUUUUGAUGUUCAUGUCGAGCUGGUACUACGCAAUCGCGGCUCUGAUGCUGGCGGCAGGCAUAUACAAGUACAUCGAAUACAAAGGGGCUGAGAAAGAAUGGGGCGAUGGAAUUCGGGGCCUGGCAAUGUCAGCAGCGAGGUUCGCACUUUUGCGUUUGGAGGAGGGACCUCCGCAUGUCAAGAACUGGAGACCUCAACUGCUCAUUCUCAUCAAGGGUGGAGAAAACCUGGACCAGAAGUACAGAAAACUGCUAACGUUCUCCAGCCAGCUGAAAGCUGGUCGGGGGCUGACCCUGGUGGGGACGGUCCUUGAGGGGGAGCACAAACACCGCAUGCACGAAGCCGAGGUGGCCAAGCACACCAUCAACGAAGUCAUGAAGAGAGAGAAAGUCAAGGGCUUGGCGGAAGUUGUGGUGGCUCGAAACCUUGGAGAUGGAAUCAGCUUCCUUAUCCAGGACUCAGGUGUGGGUGGACUUCGUCACAACACGGUCCUCUUGAACUGGCCCGUGAAGUGGAGGCAGGAGUCCAAGGGUUACAAAACUUUCAUCGACACGAUGAAGCUGACGGCUGACCGCCACUUGGCAGUCCUCAUUGUGAAGGGCAUCAAUCAGUUCCCGGAGAAUGGAGACCGACUGGGAGGCACGAUCGAUAUUUGGUGGGUUGUACACGAGGGAGGCUUGCUGAUGUUACUGCCCUUCUUGUUGACGCAAGGAAAAGUUUGGAAGAAGUGCAAGAUGAGGAUAUUCACUGUAGCCCAAAUGGAAGACAACAACAUUCAAAUUCAGAAGGACAUGGAGAAGUUCCUGUACAACCUGAGGAUCCCUGCCCAGGUCAAGGUCGUUGAAAUGCCCACCAACGACAUAUCAGCCUACACCUACGAACGAACCUUGAUGGCAGAGCAGAGGAACGCAUUGCUGGAGAAGAUGAACAUCAAGAGGAAAGAUGACUCCCCUGAACACCACCCCAGUCUUGACCAGCAGCCACCACUGAAUGGACAGCAAGCUCAGUCGGAUCAGCAGCAGCAUCACAACUUCGCCGACGAUAACAAAAGCGUUGAUUCGUUAGCUGGAGAAAGCAACAACAAAAAUAUGACGUCAUUGGAUGGAGGCAACCAAAACGUGUUGAGGAUGCAGACGGCGAUCCGGUUGAACCAGGUGAUCAAGGAGCACAGUUCAGAGGCCAAGCUGGUCAUCGUUAACCUGCCUGGACCUCCGAAGGAUUCCUCGGGAGAAAAGAGCUACAUGGACUUCCUGGAGGUGUUGAUCGAGGGAUUGGAUCGAGUGCUGAUGGUGAGGGGAGGGGGCAAGGAGGUCAUCACCAUCUUCUCGUAA